Messenger RNA from Durio zibethinus, 1185 nucleotides. Its product is annotated as high mobility group B protein 3-like. NCBI's taxonomy places the organism in Eukaryota, Viridiplantae, Streptophyta, Magnoliopsida, Malvales, Malvaceae. The record is from RefSeq and is a predicted model, not a curated record.
CAAAUGAGAAACCGGUCUGUCAGACAUGUUAGAUGCUCUGCAAGUAGGAUGAACACAACCCCAAACAAAAGCGACAAAAUGUACCCACAGUCAACUUCCCUCUCUCCGCUCCCAAAAGUUGCCUUUAAUGAACUCUCCCACAAAUAUCUUCUUGACGCCUACGAUUGUUCCUUCUUUUCUUUCCUUUCUCUCUCUUCCUCUCUUCCUUUCUUCCUCUCUGUCUAUCUUUGCUUUUAGUUAGUUUUACUUCUUUCCUGUUCUCCUCUGCUUUUUCUAUAAUUUCUUUGUUUUUUUUUUCAUUUCUCUUCCAUCGAAGAGGAAGCUUUCUUGUAAGAAUGAAGGCAACAAGGAGCAGAGCAGCUGCAAGGAAGGACAACAACAAGGAAACAGUAAAGCCUGUUGAGAACAGGAUCGUUGGAAAGAGAAAGGCAGCACUCCAAGCUGAUAAGAGUAACCAAAAACGCGCAAAGAAUGAGACAUGGGCCAAGAAAGACCCCAACAAACCCAAGAGACCUCCCACUGCUUUCUUUGUUUUUCUAGAAGAGUUUAGAAUAAUUUACAAACGAGAGCAUCCAAAAGUGAAGGCUGUCUCAGCUGUGGGCAAGGCGGGAGGAGAAAAGUGGAAGUCCAUGUCUAAUGCAGAGAAAGCUCCAUAUGAAGCAAAAGCAGCAAAAAGGAAAUCAGAAUAUGAGAAGCUCAUGGAAGCCUACAAAAAGAAACUGGAAAAUACCGAAGAUGAGGAAGAAGCAGAGUCUGAAACAUCAAAAUCCCAGGUGAAUGUCAAGGAUGAUGAAGAAAGUGAGGUAACCUAUUUAAGCUAUGCGCUUGCCUUGUCUACCUUGUGUGAAAAUUUUCAGUUUUCACUUUUGCAGCAGUUCUCUAUUACAUGGAGGAUGAAGAAGAAGAUGAGGAUGAUGACUGAAUCUCGCGGCUUCUGUUUUAGUUCUGUAAAUGAACCAUGUUAAAAAAAAAAAAAGAAAAAAAAAUCUGUCUUAGUGGCUUUGUAUGAUAGUAUGUUUGCCUUAUGUCAUGCGAGCUUGGUUUAUCGAGGAGAAAUAAAACGCAGCUUCUCUAUUGCUAUAUUAGUCCUGUAAGCCUGUAAGGUUACUCCUGUAUAUAUUUACUCGGCAUGCAUAUACUAACUCAUUAUCUCUGUGAAUAUAUAUAUCUGAACAUUCUAGCUCA